AUGUUUCGCGGGCACUGCUACUUGGGUACAGAAAUUAUCGAACGGAACAUGCAACUCCAGAGCCUUUCGCCAAUUGACACAACUGUUAACUGCAACCCUUUCAGUUGGCGAAACAAGAUGUCGACCCAUUAUGAUGUUCUCUCAGUCGGUCGGGAUGCGAGUGCGCAAGACAUCCGUAAAGCCUGGAUGGCGUUAUCUACGCAGAACCACCCAGACAAGACCAGGAGCCUCCCUCCUGAGGAGCGGGCAAGGCGAGAAGGCAUCUUGAAAACCGUGAACAAUUCUUAUGAAGUGUUAGGUGAUCCUUCUAAAAGGAAGACGUAUGAUGCUUCCCUCUAUUGGUCGCCAGAGAAUCCAACCAUUCCUAAAAGCCCUUCGCGCCCCUCGAAACCAGAAAAUCCAAACACCAUUCGACACCAAGACGACAAAGGCUGGAAUGUAGAGAUCACCAUUCCAAAUCGAUAUCGUGUCCACUCCGGAGGGGUACAUAUCUUUAACUCGUUAGUAUCGAACAACUGUCUGCUGGUCAUCGUUUCUCUCCCGUUCAACGAGGGCUUUGAUCCCGAGAAAGCUACGGUCAAUAGUAAAGACUUUAUAAUCCGGGUAUUCGACUCUCCAAAUCAUUGGCAUGUAGCUAUCAACACCGAAUUCCAGAUUCGCCGGGAAAGCGGGGCGACUCUGAACGUCAGGUUCACCCCAAUUCCCAGGCCAGAAAACGACCACAGGCAGUACCCCGGAGAAGAUUGGCAUGUUGAUGUCGAUCAUUCCAUUCGGGCACCAAAGGAUGCAGCUUUGGUCAUCACUCGAAUGAGGUUUCAAACAAACCAGCCUGAUGGUAAUGACGGCAUUGCAGCCGAUGAUCUGCGAAAACAACUAGAGUUCGAUAGGCCUGGGAUCAAGAUUGUGGAUUUAGAAGACCGCGAUCGUAUCUUUCAUUCCAAGGUCCAAGGCACACAUGCAUCCCUCAUCGUAGCGGCUGGGUACAGAUUGUAA
Molecule: messenger RNA, 993 nt
Organism: Aaosphaeria arxii CBS 175.79
Lineage: Eukaryota; Fungi; Ascomycota; Dothideomycetes; Pleosporales
Product: DnaJ-domain-containing protein
Exons: 1
Coding region: 1-993 (330 amino acids)
Source: RefSeq, a predicted model, not a curated record